Molecule: messenger RNA, 2470 nt
Organism: Sceloporus undulatus (fence lizard)
Lineage: Eukaryota; Metazoa; Chordata; Lepidosauria; Squamata; Phrynosomatidae
Product: zinc finger protein RFP-like
Exons: 8
Coding region: 980-2470 (496 amino acids)
Molecular function (GO): protein binding; zinc ion binding
Source: RefSeq, a predicted model, not a curated record
UAUAAAAGCUUAUGCUCCAACUUCUUCUAUACUAGUGGUUCUCAUCUGAGGAAGUAGAUUUAAGUCCAGGAAAGCUUAACAUCAUCUAUACUAAUGGUUCUCAAACAGUGUGGCAGGACCCCAGAGGGGUGCAAGAGUUGCUCAAGAAAGGCACAAAGCAUGGAGAACCUGAUCCGUCCUUCCCCCACACUUUGUUUUAUGUAUAAACUGUACAUAUGUAUUGAGUUGAAUAUUGAAUUUACUUAAAUAAAACUGCUAAUUUGGAUAGUGUUAUUUCCUUAUAAAAUGUUAAAAUAUGAAUAGACAUGAAAGUGCUAAUGGAAAUAUGCACACCAAAUAAAGAUAAUAUUUUCAUUCCUAUACUACGUUGAAUGGUAGAUGUAAAGGGGGGUCCUAAGGAUAAAAAUCUUUCAGUGCUUCUAUUCUACAUUGUUAGUCUCAAAAGUGCUACAAGAACACCUUCCUAUAUUGGUACUUGAUUGUUUACAGUAUAUUUCAAGGGAGGUUUCAGAGCUGGUCGGGAACUGCACACAAGAUAUGCCUAUUAGUUUAUUUAUUGGUUUAUUUAAAAGCAUCUGAGGAAGUAGACUUAAGUCUAUGAAAGCUCAUGCAGCCAACUUCUUUCUUUCAGUUAGUCUCAAAGGUGCUACAAGAUCUCUCUACAUACCUAUUGGUUUAUUAUUCCACCCAAAACUGUCAUGUACCUCAUUCAUUUCAGCUCCUGCUUUAAAAGAGAAACAGUGCUUGCAAUCAAAGGUAUCUCUUUAAAUAUUGGAAUAGGCACUUUAAAACAUAACUCAGUUUUCCAGUGACUGGCUUGUUUCUCUUUCCAGGCCUGAUUCUCAUAGGUUCUCAGUGGUGUCUGUCUCAAACAUCCUGGCUAUAAAUCUGCACAAGUGGGUUAGCUAUCCCUAAAUGAGGUGUGGAGAGGUAACAAACUGAAAGUUUGCACUUCAAUUGCAUUGUUGUAUCUGGAGCCAUGGCUUCCACAAGCCCAUGGAGAAGCCUUCAAAGAGAAGCAACUUGCCCCAGCUGCCAAGAUUAUUUCACAGAGCCCAUGUUUCUAGACUGUGGCCAUAACCUCUGCUUCAGAUGCGUUGCCAACAUCUGGAGCAAUCCGCAGGUGGAGAUCAGGUGCCCUCGGUGUAUGGUGAUAGUGCAGCCGGAAAACUUUAAACCCAACCUGCAGCUGGCCAGCAUGGUACAGAUAGCCAAAAUGCUGAGCAAGGAGGCAAACCAAGAGGCAGCAGGAGGAAAACGCUGUGAAAAGCACCAGGAGCCCCUAAAACUCUUCUGCAAGGAGGACAAAAGCCCCAUCUGCCUGAUAUGUGACAGGUCCAAGCAGCACCAAGAGCACCAGGUUGUUCCUAUAGUGGAGGCUGGCCAGGAAUACAAGGAUCAAAUACAUAACUAUCUGAAGAAUCUGAAGAAGGAGAGACAGCAAAUUCUGGCAUACAAAGCAGACACACAAAAUGAGAGCCAGUUUCUGCUUAAGCAAAUAAAAGCAGAGAGGGGAAAGACUAAGACAGUAUUCAGACAACUUUACCAGUUUCUGGAGGAACAUGAGAAGUUUCUGCUAGCCAAGAUGGAGGAAGUUGAGAAGGAGAUUAUGACGAAAAGGGAUGAGCACCUGGCCAAGCUGUCAGGAGAACUUCUUUCUCUUCAAAGUCUCAUCCAGGAUAUGGAGGAGAACAGUCAGCAGCUCACAAGUGAAAUCUUUCAGGAUAUUGGAAGGAUCUUGCGGAGAUGUCACAGGAGAGAGAAGUUUGAGAAGACUGUGGUUUUUCCUCCUACCCUAAAGUGGGAGAUCUGGGACUUCUGUGACUUUACUCCUUUCCUAGUAGGUGUCAUGGAACAAUUCAAAGAUUCUCUGGUAUUCGGACUUCAGUCACAAAUAGCCCAUGUAACUCUGGAUCCAGACACAGCCCAUCCCCAACUUUUCCUGUCUCAGGAUCUGAAAAGUGUACAAUACAGAAGCAAAGCUCAGGUUUUGCCCUCUCAUCCUGAGCGGUUCAACGAAUGGGAGAGUGUACUGGGGCUCAAGGGCUUUGCCACUGGCCGAUAUUUUUGGGAAGUCACUGUAGGGAGUGAGGAGGCCUGGGCUAUUGGAGUCGCCAGGAAGACUGUAAAGAGAAAAGGCGUGUUUGACUUGGGUCCUCAGGAAGGGAUUUGGGCCAUGGGGAAGUUUGAGGGGAAUUACAGGGGCAUUAAUGUCAUUGAGAACCCCGUUUUGUUCUUGGAUAGAAUGCCCAAAAGGAUCCGAAUAACUUUGAAUUGUGAGGGGGGACGGGUGGCCUUUUUCAAUGCUUCUACAGCAGCCCUGCUCUUCACUUUUCCAGCAGCCUCAUUUGCCAGACAGACUCUUCACCCAUGGUUCUGGCUGUGCAAGAAAAAAACAGGCCACACGGUCUCUCUGAGGGUGGAGACUGUCAUCAACAAAUUUGCGGCAGUGGCCACAACACAGAUGUAA